Molecule: messenger RNA, 4312 nt
Organism: Solanum pennellii
Lineage: Eukaryota; Viridiplantae; Streptophyta; Magnoliopsida; Solanales; Solanaceae
Product: SUPPRESSOR OF ABI3-5
Exons: 15
Coding region: 237-3383 (1048 amino acids)
Biological process (GO): mRNA splicing, via spliceosome
Cellular component (GO): nucleus
Molecular function (GO): RNA binding
Source: RefSeq, a predicted model, not a curated record
GACCCAAUUUCACGUUAAAGCAUAAUUUUGUUCUUCUAUCGAGUUUCACAUUUGGACCGAACAGCUUUUUACAUCGGCGGCGAAAGCUUUGCUCCAUUAGCAUCUCAAUCUCCGGCGAAUUAUCGGCGAUCAUAUUUAAAAACUGAGUUGAAAGCCUUACAGUCAUCUUGCAGCUGAUACUUCAAAAAAGAACAUCAAGAGUUCUGCAGGAAUAACACCAGUGGCUCUUGCAAGAAAUGGAUCCUGGUCGAUAUGGCCCCCAUCAAGGAUGGGAAAAUAACAGCGCUUUGGAGGGUUAUAGAGGAGUUCACGAGCCAGAUUUCCGGGCUGGUGGUUCUUUUGAUGAUAGGAGGUUUCUAGACGAUAGAUUUUCAAGGGAUGGUGUUUAUCCCCGGGGUGCCUAUCACCGUGAUAUACUGGAUGGAGAGCACUACCCUCAUCCACCAGCAGCAGUUGGACGCUGGCCUCAGACAAGGAGGAGAAGUUAUGAAGAAGUGUACCCUUUGGAGAGGGAUUCCAGGAGGCAUGAGAAGCCGUACGUUGAUUCAUAUCAUGAAAUUCGUGAAGCUGAUAAGUAUCAUGAGAUUAACACAUCCAGAGAUGGUUAUCACAGUUUUGACAACUACCCUGAUGCUGGAUUUGACAGGCCUGCUAGGUACGGGGGACGGGAGCAUGAUGACCCCUAUGAUGAUUAUGACUACAAACAUCGUAUGGCUCACCCCAACAGAGAGGAUAGCCGUGAAAGAGACUAUGAGUACAGUAGAUAUAGUUAUGACUCAGACUAUGAACGUGGCAGUAGGAGAGAUGAUAACUGGAGACGACGUGAAUCCCACGAGCGUGAACGUGACAAAGAAUCAAGUCGUGAGAGGGAUCCGAGUCCAUAUAGAAGGCAUGACCGUUCACGGUCACGUUCUCGAGGUCAUGAUGAUCGGCUGAGGUCAAGAUCUCCUCGAAGUCGAAGUCAUAGUCGCAGCCACAGAGAGGACAGUUAUGAUGACGGCCGAUACGAUAGAAGUGAGAGACGAAGAGAUCGUGAUGAUAAAAGAUACCAUGACAAUUAUUCUGUGGCUCCUUCAGCGACUGUUGUUGUCAAAGGCCUUUCACAAAAAACUACUGAAGAAGAUUUGUAUCAAAUCCUUGCUGAGUGGGGUCCCUUACGCCAUGUUCGUGUGAUCAAAGAGCGAAAUUCUGGAAUUUCUCGUGGAUUUGCUUUUAUUGAUUUCCCUUCGGUGGAUGCGGCCCAAGCAAUGAUGGACAAACUUGGGGAUGAGGGUCUAGUUGUGGAUGGUAGGAAGCUUUUUUUUGAGUACAGUAGCAAGCCAACUGGAGGCCCCGGUGGGCCCGGUGGUCUAGACAAUGCUUCAAGAUCUAACCAUGGUCACCACCGGAGCAUGACUGUUCCAUCCGAUUGGAUGUGUACCAUCUGUGGAUGUGUGAAUUUUGCACGGCGGACAUCUUGCUUUCAGUGUAAUGAGCCAAGAACAGAUGAUGCUCCUCCAGCAGACAUGGCAUCAUCCAACUCUAGCUCUCUAGGGAGGAGAGGCGAAGCAGGUCCCACACAUGUCUUGGUUGUCCGUGGAUUAGAUGAAAAUGCAGACGAGGAGAUGCUUCGUUAUGAAUUUUCCAAACAUGCUCCUAUUAAGGAUCUUCGUCUUGUCAGAGACAAGUUCACUCACGUGUCAAGGGGAUUUGCUUUUGUGCACUUCUAUUCGGUGGAGGAAGCUUCUAAAGCUCUUGAAGCAACAAAUGGGACAACUUUAGAGAAGAAUGGGCAGCUUCUUAGAGUUGCGUAUGCAAAAAGUAUCCUAGGACCAGGAUCUGGUACUUCUCAGGCUAGCAGCCUUGCUGCUGCUGCUAUUGAAGCAGCAACUUUUUCUCAACAGUAUGAUGCUGUUGGAUGGGCACCAAAAGAGUAUAAUCCUGAUGAUAAACUGUCCACUGGUGGACAAGAACACAGUGGAGAAGUUGCUGGUCAAAAUUCUGCUCCACAAUCAGGAUUUGUCUGGGAUGAAGCCUCUGGCUAUUAUUAUGAUGCGACUUCUGGUUUCUAUUAUGAUGGAAAUACAGGGUUGUAUUAUGACGGUAACAAUGGAAUCUGGUAUACUUAUGAUCAGAAGACUCAGCAAUAUUUACCCUGCACGAAUCAGAAUGAAAACAAACCAGCAGCAGGACAAACUGAAACUGCCAAGUCAUCUGAUGGCUCAAAUACUAAGAAAGUCAUUAUAUCUGCACCAGCUUCCACAAUUGCUGGUGAGAAGGCUGCCUCACUGCCGGAUGCUAUUCAGGCUGCUGCCUCUGCAGCAAUAGCUGCUGAAAAGAAAGAGAAGGAGAAGGCAAAAGAGAUAAAACUUGCAUCAAAAAGCAGCAUCCUUGCGAAUAAGAAGAAAAUGAGUAAUGUAUUGUCAAUGUGGAAGCAAAGAAGUCACGAAGGUCAAGCCCCCCGUGUGGCUCUUGAAGACAGCCAGACAGUGGGUGAAGACAGAUCUAACUCAGUAGGUUCAGUUGUAAAGACUAAGUUAAAAGCUGAACCCUUGACAACUAGAGAGAAUCCUACUGCCUGUUCAGGACUUGUAGGAAGCUCAACUUUUCAAUCUGUGAGUUCCGAGACUCAGGAUAGGCCUAGGUCUCUUACUAACAGCUCUGGGGGCACUCUGAAGGGCGUCAUAAGAGGUUCUGGUUUAGGAGUGGUGAAAUCGGGUACUCUAUAUACAGGAUCAUCUGGAAGUGCAUCCACGUCACACACCAUGCCACCAACCUCAGGUCCAACUUCAUUAAUAAAUGCAGAUGCCUCUGCAGCACCCUUUAGGACAGAUGCAUCGGCUUUGGGUUCUUAUACACCCCCAGUACCAGCUGGUAGUAAAAGAAGGUUCUCAGAGAUGCCAUCACAGCCUCCUCCAUCUAUUAAGGAACAGUCUCAGUCUACAACUGCAUACCGAGAUCGUGCUGCUGAGCGGAGGAGCUUAUAUGGUUCAUCUUCAGCUUUUGGAGAUGAUGCAUCAGAACAUGGAGAUUCAAAUCGGGACUCAACAUUCAGAAGAGGUGUUUUUGAUCCAACUCCUUUCCCCCCUGGUGUUGGAGGUGGACGUAGUGCAGAAGCGAAUAGUCAGAGCUUUGAGGUUAUCACGGCUGACAGGGCUAUAGACGAGAGUAAUGUAGGCAAUCGUAUGCUUCGCAACAUGGGAUGGCAAGAGGGCUUGGUAUCAUUUCUUACCCUAAAACUCUCAAAGACUUCAUUUCUAUAUUAUUAUCACGGGACAAUGUUGUCAAUAAGCUUUUAUUUCACAAGCUCAAUCCCAAGCAAGUUUAGUCUGCUUGGCUUUAUGGAUCCUCAAUGUCAUGUUUCUCCAUUUAAGAUCAUCUCACUCCAAUAUUAUAUGAAAUAAAAUUUACAAAUGCAACAAAAAACGCUAGAAGUUCUCUACGAGCCUAUAUAUCUCUUACAAGGCCAAGCUUAUCCUAGAAAACAUGCUAACAUGUCUAAGAGCCUUUAGUAAACAUGCUUAACAUAUCUAAAACUUAGCUACUUCUAAUUUAUUUUUGAAAAAAAUCUAAAACGUGGUAUUUCUUCCCUUGUGCCCUAUAUAUAGAUCCCAACUAAUAAGCUUAUAUUGGUUUUACCAACUCUUAAAAAAGGUUAUAUUGAUUGCAUCAGUCUGGUCCUGCUGAAUUUUGUUUAUCAUGGUGUACAAUGUUUAUUUCUCAAUAAGAUGGGGGGACGUCGCAUUUUGUCUGUCCUUGUAUAAGUUCGUGAUUCCCCCAGGCUGUAACGUGGCAAUUUGGUAUUCUUUCUCGUAACGUGAAGCCUGACUGUAUUUUUGGGAUUUUCCUUUUGGUGUCUUUUAUUGUUAUGAAUUCAGGGAUUGGGGAAGGACGGAAGUGGUAUGGUGGAGCCAGUCCAAGCUCAAAGCACUGGACAUAGAGCCGGACUGGGAAGUCAGUCCAAGAAGGUGGACCCAAACCUUGAAGCACAGUCAGGUGACAGUUACAAGACUCUCAUUCAAAAAAAGGCUAUUGCUAGGUUCAGAGAGAUGUCAUAAAUGGAGAAGAAACUUAUAACCACCAUACCAGGAUCGGGACUGGAGAUGGCGGUUAGAAAUUGUUCUUCGUUUAGGCUAGUUAGGUAUUUUGUUGAUUUCUUUUUUAGUUUUCCAUUGUGCCGUUAGAUUCAAUAACUAUUCGAAAAUGUGAUGUAUGAGACUUCAUAGUUAUUUCUGCAUUUGCCCUGAAUCCAACAGAAUGUUUUUGGAGUCUGGAUGUCUCACUCGUGUAUCUGUUUUGCAAUGUAAAAAGCUUGUCAUUGCCAUGUUUAGUU